Molecule: messenger RNA, 2170 nt
Organism: Dendrobium catenatum
Lineage: Eukaryota; Viridiplantae; Streptophyta; Magnoliopsida; Asparagales; Orchidaceae
Exons: 2
Coding region: 214-2064 (616 amino acids)
Molecular function (GO): protein binding
Source: RefSeq, a predicted model, not a curated record
UUCAGCUGCUCCUUUCGUCGUUGCUGUUCGGCAUCCGUUGCUUCGCAGGAGGUGUAUAGAUUGCACGCGUCGCUUAUUCGGCUCCUUCGUGGCUGUUCGACUUCGCUACUUCGACGACUUUCCCUUCCUGUCGGAUCGGAAGUUAGGACAUUUUUGAUCGGACACAACAACGGGAGCUCGCUGGCUUUGUCCAUAAUUGUAAUUAGAGUUCACAUGUCGUCAGCAUCCAAGUCAAAAUCAAAAGACAAGUCCACUCCAAGGGCUGGCAAAGAACAGUCAAAGGUUUCAAUAAAACCAUCUCCCAUGCCUGCAUAUGGCGGAAAUGGCUCCUCUACUAGCGUUUAUAAUCCAGUUUUGGGGACUUUUCACACCCUUGAGAUAUCACCACCUCUCUUUCCGCCCCAGAGCAAUAGCCGUUUUAGAACCAUUGAUGACCCAGAAGAUCAUUCUGGGAAUUCACCAGGUACGACGGCAGAAUAUGAUUCUUUAUCCAACAAUGAUAGUUGUUCUGGUGAGUCAGAAGACCAGAAGGAGAAGCCUACCAGCACCGCGCCUCGCAUAGAUGCUAUUCCUGGAUGUGACAAUAAUGACAAACGAGACAAGAUUCGCCAGAAGAAUGAGAGGAAGCACCAACGCCAAAAGGAGAGGCGAGCUCAAGAAUUGCAUGAAAGAUGUAAUGCGUUCCUGACAUCUAGGAAACUUGAAACUCUUUCCCGUCAGCUUGUGGUGAUGGGAUUCCCUUCUGAUCGAGCUUUCAUGUCUCUCAUAAUAAAUGAAGGUCGAAUGGAGGACUCUGUUUCUUGGUUGUUACAUGAAGGGCUAGAGGACAACAGACAGCACGUUUUGGCUAACUUGGAAGAUAAAAGCCACAUAAAGCUUGAUAUUACCGAUGAGCUUUCCAGGGUUGCAGAACUGGAGGUCAAGCUCAAAUGUACAAAACAGGAUGUUGAAAGGGCCGUUGUUGCUUGUGAGGGUGAUUUGUUGAGGGCUGAAGACAGCUUGAGGUCACAAAAACAAGCUGCCACUGCUGUUCCAACGCCCAAGUCAGAUGAAUUUGUCGAUUCCACUGGUCUGAAUAGUAAGAUUUCAGGUCCUAAUCAUAAUAAUCCAGUCUCGAUAAGAGCUGCUCCCAUUCAACAACAAAGAAGGGAUGAAAAGGAUCUCAACUACUCCAAAACAAUGCUUCCUGGUACUUUGCCAGAUGAAUAUGCAAAUAGAAGCCUUCAGCAGGCUUUUAAAAAGAUGCAGCUCAAGCCAACUGAUUGGUCAAGAGUUCCGCCCACCGCAUUUGAUAAAAGAUGGUUGGCAAUGGGCAGUACUCCAUCUGUUUCAUACCCUUCUUUGGCUUCACCAGUGCAGAUUUCAGGACCUCCAUUGAAAUCAGAAUCUCAGUUUGUAGCAACAAUGGGCCAUGAAGUCCAGACAGGCCUUCAGGAAGGCAUUGUUAUGCGACGCCCAAAGCAGCAGAACUUGAGCGUUUCACCACCACCAGCUUCAGGAUGGUAUCCAAGUGGUUCUCCUGGGCAUAACCUUGCCAGCAUGGGCUCAACGGGCUCUUCCCUGCAUCAGUUCUACCCUCAAAACAACUUUCAUCCAAUGCGGUCGGGUCCGGCGGACUUGCCUGCAGCAACUGGUUGGAGCAACCAAGCCUGGAAUGCUUCAAGAACCACCUCAUCAUCGUUAGCGAGUCCUUCGUCUUUAGGACUUUUCACCUCCUUGGGUUCGUCUGGGUCCUCGGCUUCGUCGUCGCAGAAUGAUUGGAACGCUAGUGGCUUAGCCGCUCACCGGGAUUACUCAUCUAUUGAUUGGAGCCUAGAUUUGAGCUCACUAAGACCAUCAUUGCAGUCCGACUCAUGGUCGACAAUGCUUAUGGGAGGAAAUGCUACAGAAAGGCCUCAAGUGAAUGUUGGUGGUGGGGUCUAUCUUCCAGGAUUACAGGAAGGUGGUGGUCUUUUGGCUGAUCCCUCAGUACCAUCUAAUUCCCAGGAGUGGAGUAACCCAUUUGAGGGUAGUGAUCUCUUUAGGGUUACCAGGCAGUAUGUCACUUCCCCUACUCUGCAAUAAAUUUAUGAUUUCAAAUGGCAAAAAUGAACGCAUUGCAUGAUUUGUUGGCAUUUUAUUUCCUUCAUGUCUAUUACUUUUCGGUAUCAUAUUGCAUCCAUUUUGAUUA